AUUAUUCUUCUGCAAACUAUAUUCAUCACCUCUGAAACUUGUGACUUCCUCAGAACUGAAGACACUGAAAAUCCUCACAUUUCACACUCACUGCAGUCUGUGCUCCAGACCUGAUCAUCUGAGGAAUAAUCAGCAACUUUACGAGCAAUGGAGGAAAUUUAUGAGAAUGUGGAACCUUCCAAACCUGCCAACCCAAAACGUUCCAGGAAUCAAACAGGUCCAAGGAGUUCUCAGAGGAGUUUUCAUUCAGUUAUUCUCUGUUUGGGGCUGCUGAGUGUUUUCCUGCUGGUUGGACUCAUCGUCCUCGGUGUCCUCUACCGUGACUCGGCUGCAGAUUUAUCCUCCAUCAAAGAAAACCUGACUGAGCAUCUGCAGACCAGCAAUGAUGAACUUUCCUCCAUGACAGAAGAGAUAAACCGCCUGAAUGCCAGCCUCACUGAAAUGACUAAAGAACGGGACAGACUUCAGACUUUGUCCAAACAGAAGAAAACGUGUCCUGCAGGAUGGAAGAUGUUCAGUUGUACCCGUUAUCUCCUCUCUCAAGCAUCUGAUUCCUGGACCAAUGGCAGGGAGGACUGCAAAAGACAAGGAGCAGAUCUGGUGGUGAUAAACAGCGCUGAAGAACAGAUGUUUCUCUCUACGUUCGCCAACAAACCAACUUGGAUUGGGUUGAAUGACAUCCAAACAGAAGGGACCUGGAUGUGGGUGGAUGGAACUCCUCUGACUCUGAGGUACUGGGACAAAAACCAGCCUGACAAUGGUGGUGGAAGUGCUCGAUGGGGUGAUGAAGACUGUGCAACUAUCAGAAGUCCUCACAACACUCUUUGGAAUGAUCUUUCAUGUACAUCGUCUCUGCAGUGGAUCUGUGAAAAACUACCAUAAUGUUGCUGCAUUAUUUGUUUGAGGAUCAUGUAUAUUUGAAGGUCACAUAUCUAUAGAAAUAACUGUGAGAACUUCAGGCUUUUAUGUUAAGUAUUUCCAGAACUGCUGUCAUUCACACAUAGCCUUAAAAUUCAACACCUAACUAAAUUUGCUGAAAGUGGAUCAUUCAGUAUUUAAAAAAACAAACAUCAUUGUUGUAGCAAAAUGUCAUUUGUACUUGGAUGAAUUCUAUUUGUACUGUGACGAUCACAAACCAGUGUGUUAAUCAGAGCACAUAAUAGAUCCAACUGUGAAUGUUUUCUACUAUUUUGUUCUGGUGUGUGAUUCUCUUGUGACCAGCGUCAACACAAAGGUCUAAUAACACCCAGACCGUGUGUCGUCUUCAUGAGGAAUCAAAGCUGCAGUGUGUGAAGGACAGAUGCUAUUAUAAGUUUGCAUUUCUUGUUUGACUGUGGGUCAGAUCUCUGAACUCAACCCUGGUGUCGGAGUUCUACCCUUCAGCUGAAAUAUUCACUCUGCAUUUCUCUUACUUUAUUAUUCUUUAAUAAAUUACAAAGACAAA
Molecule: messenger RNA, 1444 nt
Organism: Amphiprion ocellaris (clown anemonefish)
Lineage: Eukaryota; Metazoa; Chordata; Actinopteri; Pomacentridae
Product: CD209 antigen-like protein E
Exons: 6
Coding region: 148-882 (244 amino acids)
Source: RefSeq, a predicted model, not a curated record